CUCCAAUAUAAAAAUGAGUCAAUCAGAUUUAGAUAGACAAAUAGCUUAACUUAGAAAUUGUGAAAACAUAACAGAAGGGGAAGUUAAAGCCUUAUGUACAAAGGCGAGGGAAAUUCUUGUUGAAGAGAGCAAUGUGCAGAGAGUUGAUGCUCCAGUGACAGUAUUAAUAUUGUAAUAUUAGAUCUGCGGAGAUAUUCACGGCUAGUUCUUUGAUUUAAUGGAGUUAUUUAAGGUAGGUGGGGAUUGUCCUGACACUAACUAUUUAUUCUUGGGUGACUUUGUUGACAGGGGGUUCAAUAGUGUGGAGACAUUUUUAUUAUUAUUGGCUUUGAAAGUGCGCUAUCCAGACAGGAUAACAUUGUAUAUUUAUAAGUUAUGUAGGAUACGUGGGAAUCAUGAAUCUAGACAAAUUACUUAAGUUUAUGGUUUCUAUGAUGAGUGUCUCAGAAAGUAUGGGUCAUUAAAUGUUUGGAGAUAUUGCACAGACAUUUUUGAUUAUUUGAGUUUGGCUGCUGUUAUUGAAGAGAAGAUAUUUUGUGUACAUGGUGGAUUAUCCCCUUCAAUAAAGACAAUGGAUGAUGUUUUAGAAAUUUAAUUAUGUAGAUCCGAGCAAUCGAUCGUAAAUAGGAAGUACCUCAUGAUGGAGCAAUGUGUGAUUUGAUGUGGAGUGAUCCAGAUGGUAUCUUGAAUUUAGGAUUAUUAUAGAGAUUGAGGGAUGGAAUUUGUCUCCAAGAGGUGCUGGAUAUUUAUUUGGAGGAGAUGUUGUGGAUGAUUUCAAUAGGAAAAAUAACAUUGAAUUAAUAUGCAGGGCUCAUCAAUUAGUGAUGGAAGGCUAUCGAGUGAUGUUCAAUGAAUAACUAGUCACAGUCUGGAGUGCUCCAAAUUAUUGUUACAGGUAUAUCUUUGCAUUGAAUUAGAUGCGGCAAUGUGGCUUCAAUUCUGGAGUUGGACGAAAACCUUACUAAACAAUACAAGAUAUUCGAAGCAGCAUAGGAAAACAGAGGAUUACCAGCCAAGAAACCAAUUCCUGAUUAUUUUUUAUGAAU
This is a messenger RNA of Paramecium octaurelia, 1046 nucleotides long. NCBI's taxonomy places the organism in Eukaryota, Ciliophora, Oligohymenophorea, Peniculida, Parameciidae. The record is from the annotation of a GenBank genome assembly.